Messenger RNA from Nicotiana tabacum (common tobacco), 2005 nucleotides. RefSeq lists its product as uncharacterized. The record is from RefSeq and is a predicted model, not a curated record. Lineage: Eukaryota; Viridiplantae; Streptophyta; Magnoliopsida; Solanales; Solanaceae. Gene Ontology annotation, cellular component: cytoplasm.
CAACUGGCGAGAAAACAUCAUCUAAAAAAAUUAACACUUCGACUGAAAGGAAAGAAAAAGCAAAGUGAAUAUCACCACCACUGAAACUCUUCCCUCCAAAUUGAUUCACUGAGCUAUGAAUUUCUUCAAAUCUAUAUUAUCUGACGAUCCGUAUCCGGACCCCCCAAUACCCAAAAAGCCCCAAGAAUCUACACCUGAACAAUCACACAAAACCCCUGACAAUGACGUCGACGUUGACCCGGAUCACACACCCGAUUCAGCUGCCGACGGUAGUGACGGCAGUGUUUGGAGCUUCGGAGGUCUGUUCAAGACGUUGUCAACUCGAUCCGAAUCAGUGCUCGAGACGUACCGCAAGGAUCUACAGGAAUUCGGAUCCGGGUUGAAAAAAGAAACCGAAUUGUUCCGUGAAGUAGCUAGUCGGGCCGUUAAGGAUCUUCCUAAUUCUAUCGAGGUUAUUGACGGCGUCAUCAAAUCUACGGCUGAGAUUAUUUCACAAGGUAAAGAUUCCCUUUUAGCAUCCUCUGAUGAUGUUGAACCCGAAACCCCUGAUCAAAAUCGGGUCUUGAACUCGACCCGGUACAGUCGGUUCGAAUCUCAAUUGAUUAAUAUCCAAAAUGACCCAAACACAUUCUGUUUGGAGCCCGAGGAUUUAGAGGAGUACAAGAAGUGGAAAUUAAGUUUUGAUUUGAAGGAGAAAAAUGAGGAAGUUGAGAACUUGAUUGGAAAAAUUGGAUCUUUAGAAGGUAUCUACAAAAGGGUUGUGCCUAAUGAAGUUGAUCAUGAGACGUUUUGGUAUCGUUAUUUUUAUAGAGUGUACAAGCUUGAGCAGCAAGAGAGUGUUAGAGCUAAGCUUGUGAAGAGAGCAAUAUCUAUAGAUGAUGAUGAUGAAGAAUUGUCUUGGGAUGUUGAUGAUGAUGAUGAUAAUGAACAAGAGAGCAAUGCCAAAUCGAAAGUUGAUGAGCAGAGAAAAGAGGGUUCAUCUGUUAUUGAAAGCUCCGUUGAUGAUGUAAAGAAAUUGGCUUCGGCUGAGAAUGAAUCUGCUAAUAAGGACUCGGCUAAUGUUGCAAAGGAAGUGUCUCCGGAUAAAAGUGAACCAAGCAAAGAGGAUUCAACCAAUGUUGUUAAACAGGCCGCUCAUAGUGAUGAAUCAAAAACUUUAAGUUCAGCUACUGUUGGUAGGAAAGAAGAGAAUCAGUCUAAUGCAGAUGGUGCUGGCAAGAGCCAUGUCGUAGAAUCGAGUGGGAAUAGCGAAGAUAGUAAGAAAGAGGACUCUGAAGUUACUUCUUUGAGUAAGGAGGAGGGGAAUAGCGAAGAUAGUAAGAAAGAGGACUCUGAAGUUACUUCUUUGAGUAAGGAGGAGGGGAAUAGCGAAGAUAGUAAGAAAGAGGACUCUGAAGUUACUUCUUUGAGUAAGGAGGAGGGGAAUAGCGAAGAUAGUAAGAAAGAGGACUCUGAAGUUACUUCUUUGAGUAAGGAGGAGGGGAAUAGCGAAGAUAGUAAGAAAGAAGACCCUGAAGUUACUUCUCUGGAUAAAAAGGAGGAGAGGGCGGCAAUAGGUUCAGAGGGGAAAGGUGAUAAGGAUGAAUCUGGUAAAGGUGGUGAUGUCUCUAUAGUGUCAAGUCACAAGACGGGGGCUGAUGAGGAGGACUUGGAUUGGGCUGAGAUUGAGGACAUUGAGGGUAAUGACGACAAAAAGGCAACUUCUCAUGCUGCAAGUUCCAAUAGAGCUGAUCUGAGGAAGAGGCUUAGUGUUGAAGAGGAUGAUGAGGAUUUGAGUUGGGACAUUGAAGAUGAUGAUUAGCCUGUGAAAGCUUGAUUCUGAGACAAAGUUAAGAUAUGCAGGAAGCCGGAUGCCAAAGUUGUCAGUAUGCAACAUAACUCAAGAGUUGAACGUUAACGCUUGAUACCUAGUAAAAGUAAGAUAAUGUUCUUCGUAUCAUGCAGUUUGUUUAAUCAUGAUUCAUGAUUUUCAUUCUUUAUAUUGAAGUUUUAGUUUAAUAGUCAA